UUAACACAGAGCAGAUUCCUCACUGACCAUCUUUUGAACCAGUUUCCCCCUUAUAUUAAUCUGAGCCAAGUUAUAAAAGGCCUGAAUCCUGUUAUCGAGGUACUGGAGUCCUGAGAUCCAAGCAAUGAACAGAAAAGUAGACAACUGCAGCCUAAUGGGUGGUGAGAUCCCACUUUCAUCUGGGUUCUUUAAAGUGAUUAAAAAUGAGCUGUGGUUGUACCUCGUCCCAGCCGCUCUGGCUGCCCUGCUACUGGCUCUCUUCCUGGAGGAGGUUGGCUUCUUCCUCCGCCACAUGCCUUCAUCCAGACGCAGGUGCCUCAGCCUCUGGAUCCUGGGCAUGUAUCCGGUCUUUGGAAUGACCUCCAUCAUUGCACUAUAUGUACCUCGGUCCUCCUCAUUCUGCAAUUUUAUAGCUUCUUUAUAUCACUCCAUUACACUGUUGAAGUUCAUGGGUCUUAUAGAAAACUUCUUUGGAGGGAAGGCCCGAUUGUUUGAGGUGCUGGCGGGGGAACAGGUUUCUCCUGACCCUUUUCCCUGCUGUUGCUGCUGCUGUUUGCCCCUAAUCAACAUCAACAGGACAAGUAUGGGAUGGAUGAUGGUUGCAGUCCUCCAGCUCUCUGUGGUCAGAACUCUUGUGUUCUUCAUCACACUUGUCCUCUGGACCGACGAACAGUAUGACUACGGGGAUGUUGAUUCAGUUGAUCCAAACAUUUAUGUAAAUGCAAUCAUUGGAGUGUCCACCUUCUUGUCAUAUUAUGGCUACCUGCUGUUUUAUAAGGCAACAAAGAGAGCGCUUCACGGCUAUGGGCUUCGAGCCAAAUUUGUUUGCAUCAUUGUUGUCUUAGUCCUGUGUGGACUUCAGAAUGGAAUUUUGGAAACUAUGGGGGCACUAAAUGUUGUGCCCUGUGCACCUCCAUUCUCUGCUCUGUUUCGCUCUCAGUUAAUCUAUCACUAUUCAGUAAUCGUGGAGAUGUUCUGCAUCAGCCUUUUUGCUCGCAACACAUUCCGUAAAAUGGAGCCCAGUCCAGAGGAUGCAUAUAGUCUUGAGGAAGGAAUCAGUCACAAAGCCAUUCAAACAGAAGCGCAGGUACCUUUUGCAGUGCAGCUCAGCACACAGGCAGAGGAGCCAUGGUGCUCUAACCCCGGCUACAGCAGUGAUAGUGAAGACAGCUUGUGCAGAAUUGAACAUGCUCCACUGGACCACUUUCCUUUUCCCUUACAGUCCAAGCCUCUGGAUUUGUCAGAGAUAGACACGGAUAAGCUACCUGAGGAGUGUAAGAGCACAGAACCCUCAACCAUAACAGUUAGUGCUGAGAUAAACUAUGUGGUAAAUUCUGAUGUCACUGUUGUAUAGCAGCAGACAUAUUAAGCCAGAUAAAACCACUGAUUAUCUCUCUACUUUCAGCUCGUCUCAGCAGCUGUGUUAAUUCUCCAAAUGACAAAAAUCCCAGAACCUUGAUAGCGUUCGGUCUCUGUGCUUUAAUCAGUAAACAAUGGCUUUAAGUGUGAGCAUGUUUUAUAUGACUUGAUUUUAUAUUAUGUAUGCCAUUGUAAAGUUCUUUUCUUGCAAACCUGAUGAGAUAUUACAGUUGUUUUGUAUGAUACCAAAAUAUUUAGUGUAGUAUUUAUAAUGUUAUGUGUAGUAUAUUUGUGUAAAGUAUUUUUUCAUCAUCAUAAUAAUAAUAAUUUUCCAUAAUAAUGUCAUUUUGGUCUAUCCAUAUUUAGUAUAUAAAUUAAACUUCCCAAUUCACAAACUAAAUUAACAAAUAAUAAUUUAUCACAAAACAUCUCAAAACCAAUAAUCUACCUUAAUGCAAUGGGCAAACCAUAAUUACAGUAAAUAAGAUAUACUGUACAGUAGGCCUAAUAUGGUUUGUGCAAUAAGUAUGUACAGUGAACAUAAACAAUUCUUUUAUAUAAAUACAUAUAUCAAAAUCAUCUAUUUUAUGACAGCUGUAUGAUAAUUUUUGAACAUGAGAUUGACUGUUAUUGGUUCAUUCUGAACACAGCCACAUCCCCAGUGUGAAUACUUAUACAACCAAAUUAUUGUAA
Molecule: messenger RNA, 2052 nt
Organism: Tachysurus vachellii
Lineage: Eukaryota; Metazoa; Chordata; Actinopteri; Siluriformes; Bagridae
Product: organic solute transporter subunit alpha
Exons: 7
Coding region: 125-1354 (409 amino acids)
Biological process (GO): transport
Molecular function (GO): transporter activity
Source: RefSeq, a predicted model, not a curated record